AUGUUAAACCUAUAUGGGUAGGCGAUAGCAUCAAGGUGAUCCAGAGGACACACGCUGGUCAGGUUAUGCAAACAAGUCAUUUGAGGGUUUUUGCGGCCGUGAGACUGCAGGAAUGCUGAUUUGCCUGAGCUGACAUGCUGCACUGAAUGUAGUACGGUAGGGCUCUUGACUCCCUCCGAGGAACACACACACACACACACACACACACACACACACACACACACACACACACACACACACACACACACACACACACACACACACACACACACACACACACACACACACACACACACACACACACACUUAUGUCAUUGCAAAGACCGGAACCACAACUCCUUCCUGACCGCACUCAUUCAAAUGGUGCCUCUUGCCUUUAUAUAUAUAUAAGCCACCAGAGAGAAUCGCCAUCACUUUGCCAUCACAGCCAUGCUAUUCAUAGACAACUUUUGAACGACACCAGCUGGGGGAUGAGGUACGACCCUUCGAUGAACUGAUCUGAAGGAGAUUAUUUUCCGAGACACGGGGGGGACAACACAACAAGCGCUAUGAAGGGAACAAACAAGCUCGCCAUCUUGAUCGUCACCGGCAUGUUGGCGGUCACCACCGUCUUCUUCAACCUCUACAUCCUCCUGAUGAGCCUGCAGAGCAAGGCGAAGAAGAAGUGGGCGCCGUGCGAGACCAUCAUCGUGGCCCUGUGCGUGGGCAACGGCGCCCACCAGCUCGUCUGCCUCGUGUGGAUGACCAUGGACCAGAUCGACCAGCACUGCCUGAUCACCCACGCUUACUACACCACCGUCCUGCUGCUCCUCUUCAGCCUCAAGUUCACCAUCAUGUGGACCACCGCCUUCCUCACCUUCUACUACAGCACCAAGCUGGUGACCACGCCCAACGAGUGCUACACCCAGCUCCAGACGGCCAUCGUGAAACACGCCGCCAUGGUCGUGUUCCUCAUCCCCCUCAUGGGCCUGGUCACCUGCAUGCCCAUGAUGGCAGUGUUCCACGAGUACCACACCAACGAGACCGACGCCCUCAACGAGGACUGCGGGAUGAUCACCCCGGACACCGCCUCGGGCAAGGCGUACGACGCCCUGUACCUCGUGGCCGCCGACGUGCUCCCGGGGCUGCUCAUGAUCAAGUGCUGCGUCUCCAUCUCGGUGCACCUGGCCAUCCACCUCCAGCACAUGAAGUCCAGCACCAACGGCGCCCACGCCCCAAAGCUGGGCACCCAGAUGCGGGUGAUCCGCAUGACCCUGUCGCUGGUGCUGGUGUUCCUGUGCUUCCUGGUGGUUGACCUGUACGUCAACUACCAGAUCGCGGUGAAGCACGACAACGCCAUCGGGAUGACCUUCUUCAUCACGUCGUUCUACACCACCCUGAGUGCCAUGGUGCUGAUCUACGGUAAAAAAACCUUCUGGAAGAAGCUGUCGGCAUCCUGCCUCAGCGAGCUGCCGUGUCUGCCCAGGCGAGAGGAGAAGCAAGCUCCCACCGACCACAAAUAACCGGAGCUCAAUGUUUAGAGUGUUGUUUUAUUUCAUGCGCCAUAUGGUUGCGUAUUGUUACAUCUCUUCCUAUAGCUCUGUAUAAGAUUGUGAUGUGAUGAUAAGAUGUGCCGUUUUUACUCAAAUCCAUGUUCCUCAGAGCGUAAGGUAAAAAAAGAGGAAAAAUUUGUGAUGGGCUAUUCAUUGUAAAAUCACAUCAUGCCUUUUCUGGGCUCAUCACAAUUGGGAUUGUACUUUACCUCCUUAACAUACAUAUUUAAUAACACUGGGAUGUGAUCCAAAUUGUGGUCAUGCUUUGGAAACACGGAUAUGCUGUGACAAACUCUGGUAGUUACCAUCUCAGACGUUUGAAAAAUACAUGUCACAAAGGGCACAGCCUGUAUUAAUAAAACAGGGCCCACAACCCAAAUCCCAUUUUAUUUUUCUUGCAUCUCAAAAGGUCCCUCAGAGUUCUCGCCUGUAUCGCAGAUGGCUGCGGCUGCAAAAUAGGACAACAGCAGCCUGGAGAUUCGAGAGGCCUGCUUAUGCGGCUGGAGGUCUUCUGGGUAGAGCUUCCGUACCUGCGGGGAGCCGGGGCGAGGUAGAGAUGUAACCUACAUUGCUGCCGUGCACUCGGGACUCUGGUUUUAAGUGCGUACUUGAACCGGCCGGCUCCCAUGUGUGAAUAGGCACAACAGAGGUGCUUUCUG
Messenger RNA from Gadus morhua (Atlantic cod), 2191 nucleotides. It is a transcript of the gene tas2r202, whose product is annotated as taste receptor, type 2, member 202. The transcript has 2 exons. The coding region runs from base 549 to 1502 and encodes 317 amino acids. Gene Ontology annotation, molecular function: bitter taste receptor activity; G protein-coupled receptor activity. The record is from RefSeq and is a predicted model, not a curated record. Gene Ontology annotation, biological process: sensory perception of taste; G protein-coupled receptor signaling pathway. Lineage: Eukaryota; Metazoa; Chordata; Actinopteri; Gadiformes; Gadidae. Gene Ontology annotation, cellular component: membrane.